AUGGCAGCAGCAUCAGCAGCGUCGCCUCUAGCCAAUCAAACAGCAGCCGUGAUUUCGCAAUUUACGACCGCCGACAUCUCCUCCUCCUCUUCCCGUCCGUCCCGUUCAUCUUCCCGCAGCCAUCUAUCGUUGUCGAAAGCGACGCCUUCACUUCUCACGGUCCGUUACCACAGUCAGUCAAUUUCGUCAUCGCGUUCGUUUCCCCGCUCUCGGUUAAGCCCCCGCGCGGCGUCCACGGGUGGCGGAGGAAAUGGCGAGGAAAACAUCGGCGGAGGAUGGGGGAAGGGCGGUGGCGGCGGCGGUAACGGCGGAAAUAAUGGUGGUGGCGGAGGGAACGAGGGCGGAGAUGGCGAUUCGGGUCCGAACGACGAAUAUGGUGGAAUUAGAGGUCGCUUGGUGGUGGCUGUUGCAGCCGCGGCAGCAGCUAUUACCUUAUCGUCUUCAGACGAGCUCCGCGCUCGAGCAAGCAAUCCGCUAUUCGCCUCAGUCUCCGCUUCCGCUUCCGCCGCCGGUCCUCCCGCCAGCGCAGCGAAACCUUCCGCGACGUCCGCCGAGGCGGAUAACGCGAAGGGGAACUCGGCGGAGGUCGCCGUUUCCCCGUCCUCCGCCGGCUCUUCGCGUCCGUCGAAUCCCCGUACCGCCGAGCUUAACGGAGACGAUGACGGAUUCGGGGUGACGGACUGGCUGGGCGGCGCUUUGUACGCGUUAUUGUCGAAGCACGUGGACCGGCAGAUGAAGCGGCGCGCGGCGGCGGAGAGGCAGCAGGUGCUGGCGGAAGCGGCGGACAUGGUGGCGGCGGUGCUGGAGGAGAAGAAAGCGCGGGAGAGCGAAGAUCCCGUCGCGCACCGCUCUGAGGUGGGAGCUCUGCGCAGGUUGCAGCGCGAGGCCUUUCAAGACCUGCUCCGUCUUAAAGACUCCAUGCACACGCUCCAGAUCGUCACCGCGGUGGUUCCUGGCGCGGACGGGCCUAGGGGGCACUCCGCGCGCGCGGCGCUGGAAGAGGCGGGAAUGCGGUCAGGCCUGCUGGUGAAAUUCAAGUUCGAAACUCUCUGUCGCGCAGCGGAUCUGCUUAUAACGGAGCUGACGGCGGGGUUGGGCGAGGACAGCAGUAGCUUCAUGCUGGGAGGGCCGAUUAAUCUGCACAAGGUGGUGUAUAGCGCGGAGGUUGCGGACGGUGUGAGGGUGGUCGCGGCGCCCGUGGGAGCCACGGGCACGGAUAUUGCCGAGUCCAUGAACCCUCUCAAGAACCAAGGCCUGACCCGCUUCGCGUCAAACGGCAUUCCCCUGCAUCAGCGCGCCAAGGGCACAGCCCUCGGCCUCUCCCUAGCCAGCUCCUCCGCCUCUUUCUCCUUUGCCCAGUUCCUGCACGGAUGGGGUGUCACUCCCGACGCUGCAGAGGGCGGCGAUGCCAGCGCCGGCCUCUGCUCCUCCUCUCUGGUUCAACUCGCGCUUCAGCCUCAGGACAACGUGCUCCUUUCCUUCUCGGCUCUUCGCCGCGUCUGGCCCGCCCCGCCGCUCCCCUCUGCGCCGGGCCUGCAUUGGUCCGAGCUCGGCCCGAUGGUGCUCCCGAGGCUGCUGCCGUGGUUCGGCGGGAGGUCCGGGGCUGUGGUUGGGGGGAAGGAGGAUCCUACCCGGGCUGCUCCGGCGGGAGUGGAUGAGUAUUCUGGGAGUGAAGGGAGGGAGCUAUGGCUGCCACCGCCUAUGGACCCUACUAUUGUGCAAUCAGUGGCAGUGGCAGGUGCUGUGAGGCUGAAUGCGCGGACGACUAUUGCUGCAUGGGCACAGGCGGAAGGUGGGGAGUGGGUUCCCGAGGAGGCUCAGAAGCGGUUGCAGUGGUCUCUUUCCCUGCUGCGGCAAGGGAAGGGCGAGGCCGGGGAGGAGGAGGGUGAGGAGGAGAGCGGGGAGGCUGGAGAGGAGGAGGAGAAGCAGGAGGUGCGACGGGGCGGAGCAACAGCAUCCGCAUCCGCAGCAGCAGCAGCAGCGACAGGCGAGGGGAGUGGAGAUGCGAGUGGGGAGCCGAAGAAGCGGCAAUCCAAGAAGAAGGCAGGCUGGGGCGUGUGGAAAACGCUUGACAAGGCGGGCUAUGGCCUGUGCUUGGGCAUCAUGCAACCAGACGCGGUUACAGCAGCAGCCGGGCCUAGCUCGAGUGGGAGCGGUAGCGGGGGGAUGGGAGCAGUAGCAGGCGGAGGUGGGGGAGGAGGGGGUGGGGAGGGGAACGGGGGAAUGGGGCACGGAGGGUUGCUACCGGGGCAGCUUCAGGCAGAGGCGUUUGCGAGGGUGACGUGUGGGCAGGGCGUGGUGCUACAGCCGGGGAUAGUGGUUGCAAUGAAUGAGCAAUCGGGGUGCCAUCCUGCCCUCAUGCUCCGCACCUCCUGGUCUCUCUGA
Closterium sp. Yama58-4 is the source of this 2385-nucleotide messenger RNA. The record is from the annotation of a GenBank genome assembly. Lineage: Eukaryota; Viridiplantae; Streptophyta; Zygnematophyceae; Desmidiales; Closteriaceae.